Molecule: messenger RNA, 1458 nt
Organism: Cetraspora pellucida
Lineage: Eukaryota; Fungi; Glomeromycota; Glomeromycetes; Diversisporales; Gigasporaceae
Source: the annotation of a GenBank genome assembly
AUGUCUUUCUUUUCAUUUUUCGAACAUAUUCCAACCAUAUCUUCAACUGUAUUAAAACAUUAUACCGAAGGCCCACCUAAAAAAUCAUGGGAUCUAAAAUUUCAUUUAGCAAUAGCACUGAUCAAAGGCAAUGAUCGUUUUUCAAAAACUCCUAUCGAACAAAGUCAAAAGGAAUUUGAAAAACAUUUUGCACUUAAAACUCCUCCUAAUAUAACUAUAAAAGGUGUUAUAUUAGAUGAUGAAUAUAGACAAAAGAGUAAAACAUAUUUAGAAAAGAUUUUGAAACCAUAUGAUGACGUGUUGGACGAUAAAUGGAAAGAUCCAAAUGAUAAAGGAUUAUAUGGGGAAUGGCUGUAUAUUAAUGAAAAAAUUAAUGAAACUGAUAAUGUGAUUUUAUAUUUGCAUGGUGGCGGAUUUUGUUUCGGCUCACCCAAAACUAUUAGAAUAAUUACACAAAAAUUUACUGAGCUUGCUGGUUCUCGAGUUUUUGCACCUGAUUAUCGUCUUUCGCCACAAAGUCAAUUUCCUGCCGCUCUUUGUGAUUCUAUCGCUGCGUACCUAUAUCUUAUAAAUCCCGGUCCAAAUGCUGGAUUUGAACCGAUUAAUCCUAAAAGAAUUAUAUUGGCUGGCGAGAGUGCGGGUGGCAAUUUGGUUUUUACUACGAUUUUAUCUUUAAGGGAUGCCGAAUUACCUUUACCAGCGGGCGCAAUUGUAUUGGUUGAUUUAACUCAAAGCAUGCCAUCCAAAUGGAAUCCUGAAUUAGAUAAAGUAGAUUAUGUACCUUCGGAGCUAGACGUUUUUAUAAAACUUCCUUUAUCGCCUGCAAUGAACGAAUUUCAUGCCGAUGCAAAAGCUCUAGCUGAUAAAAUCGCUUUAAAAAACCCCAAGAUUGUUAGUCAUCCUUCUUUUACUGAAGUGCCACGUUUUCAACUUUAUUGUGCUAAUGAAGCUAUUUAUAAUAUUUUAAUUUCUAGUCCUAUGCUUGCUGAGUCUUUAGGGAAUUUACCACCGAUUCUAUGUCAAGUUGGUGGCGAUGAAAAAUUUCGUGACGAAGCUGUCCUAAUUUGUCAUAAAGCUGCGAGUCCUCAUGAAUAUCAAUUACCUUCGUAUGCAACUGAAAAUUUUGAAAAAUCACCUUUUAAGAAACCUACUAAAGUUAUACUUGAAGUCUAUGAUGACAUGCCUCAUGCCUGGCAUAUGUUCACUUUUUCUAAACCUUCACAAAUAGCAAUCGAACGUUGUUGCGAUUUUAUAAAACGUGUUGCUUCUAUUGAAGACAAUAAUACGUCCACGAUUGAUCUUAUUAAGGAAGAGACUGUAUCCCCUUCUAUUUCUGUUUCUUCCUUAUUUAUUGCAAUGAGAGUUGGUACAGAUGGUAAGAUCAGAGAAUUGAAUGAAACUGAUCGGGAUUGUCUAAAAUGGGAUAAUAUUGGCGUAGUGCCUAAACCUGAAAAUUAA